AUGGCAGCCGUGGCGCCGGGCCUGGGGGAGCACUGGUGGGCGGAGCUGCCUCACCACGCCGUGCUGUGCCGCCUGAGGGAGCAGGCCGCCGGGCCGGGGCCGGGGCCGGGGCCGGGGCCGGGGCGUGAGCCGGAGCCGAGCCGCGCGGCCCUCCCGCGGGACCUGAUGUUCGGCGUCGGCGGGGAGCUCUUCCUGUGGGACGGCGAGCGCGCCGCCUUCUACGUCCUCAGCCUGAGGAGCCUCGGCGACGAGCCCGACAGCCUGGGCCGCUACCAGACCCUGCUCUGCAUAAAUUCGCCCUUUUUUGAGGUGUACCAAACCACGCUGAGUCCGACGCAGCAGCACGUGGUUCUUGUAGGAACAAAAGGGCUGAUGGUGCUGGAGUUACCGAAACGUUGGGGGAAGAACUCUGAGUUCGAAGGUGGGAAGCCAACGGUUAAUUGUAGCACCACACCUAUCGCUGAAAGGUUCUUCACUAGCUCGACAUCCCUGACCCUGAAGCACGCCGCCUGGUACCCCAGUGAGACGCUGGAACCCCACAUUGUGCUGUUAACGUCCGACAACACAAUAAGGGUUUACAGCCUGAGCUCACCCCAAACCCCCGUGAAAGUGAUCGCUCUUUCGGAUGCUGACGAGGAGACGUUGAGGCUCAACAAGGGGAGAGCCUACACAGCGUUGAUUGGAGAGACGGCCGUAGCGUUUGACUUUGGGCCCCUGGCGGCCGUUCCCAAGAACAUAGCUGGGCAGCGGGAGAAAGAAGACCUGCUGGCGUAUCCUCUGUACAUCUUGUAUGAAAACGGGGAGACCUUCCUCACCUACAUUAGUCUCUUACACAGCGCUGGGAACCUUGGGAAGCUGCUGGGCCCGCUGCCGAUGCAUCCUGCAGCAGAAGACAACUACGGGUACGACGCCUGUGCGGUGCUCUGCCUUCCCUGUAUCCCGAACAUCUUGGUGAUCGCCACGGAGUCGGGAAUGCUUUAUCACUGUGUGGUGCUGGAGGGAGAAGAAGACGACGAGCAGAUGUCUGUCAAGUCCUGGGAUUCAAGAACCGACCUCAUCCCGUCGCUCUACGUGUUUGAAUGCGUCGAGCUGGAGCUUGCGCUGCGGCUGGCGUCCAGAGAGGGAGAAGAACCGCUGGAGUCGGACUUUUCCUGCCCCAUUAAAUUGCACAGAGAUCCCAAAUGUCCCUCUCGCUAUCACUGCACGCAUGAUGCCGGCGUACAUAGCAUUGGGCUCCCCUGGAUCAACAAACUGCACAAGUUCCUUGGCUCGGAUGAGGAAGACAAGGAUAGUUUGCAGGAGCUGGGAGCUGAGCAGAAAUGCUUUGUAGAGCACAUUCUUUGUACCAAGCCUCUGCCAUGCAGGCAGCCUGCCUCCAUCAGAGGGUUCUGGAUUGUCUCCGACAUCCUGGGUCCAACCAUGGUGUGCAUCACCGAGACCUACGAAUGCGUCACCAAGCCUCUUCUGUCCGCCGUCCACCCUGCCUGCCCUCCGCUUCUGUGCACCAAGGAAGAUUCCCAGGUCACGGCCUCCCCUCUCCGCAUCCUGGCAGAAUCGCAGGACUCCUUCGAGAGACACAUCCGGAACAUUCUGUGCCGCACCUCUGCCAACCCGCUGCUGUUGAAAGCUGCGGAUAAGGAGACUUCCCCUCCCCCUGAAGAAUGCCUUCAGCUCCUCAGCAGAGCCACACAGGUGUUCAGGGAAGAAUACAUCCUGAAACAGGAUUUGGCCCGGGAGGAGAUCCAGCGAAGAGUGAAAUUACUGCACGAACAGAAAAAGAAACAGCUGGAAGAUCUCGGCUAUUGUCGAGAGGAAAGGAAAACCUUGCGGGACAUAGCCGAGGGCUUGGCCGACAAGUACGAGGAAGCCAAAGAGAAGCAGGAAGACAUUGUGAACCGGAUGAAGAAAGUACUACGCAGCGUUCACUGUCAGUUGCCUGUCCUGUCGGACAGCGAAAAGGAUAUGAAGAAGGAACUACAGACCGUGCAAGAACAACUGCGGCACUUAGGAAAUGCGAUCAAACAGGUUAAAAUGAAGAAGGAUUAUCAGCAAAGGAAAAUGGAGAAGGGGGGCAGCCCACGGAAGCCCAGCCUCAACCUCAGUGCCUACCAGAGGAAAUGCAUCCAGGCCGUUCUCAAAGAGGAGGGAGAACACAUCCAGGAGAUGGUGAAACAGAUAAAUGAUAUCAGAAAUCAUGUGACCUUUUAGUACAAUGUGAACGGCCUAGAGUGAACUUCUGGAACGUUAGAAAAUUCAGCUGCCUUCCUCCUAAUUUAUAAGUCGAGUUAUACAUAGAUGUCUCUUUUUUUUUUUACUUCAUUAUUGAAUAAAACACCUUUUUCCAAA
Elgaria multicarinata webbii is the source of this 2346-nucleotide messenger RNA. RefSeq names its product nucleoporin 88 (gene NUP88). Gene Ontology annotation, biological process: ribosomal large subunit export from nucleus; protein import into nucleus; ribosomal small subunit export from nucleus. The coding region runs from base 1 to 2208 and encodes 735 amino acids. The transcript is spliced from 17 exons. Gene Ontology annotation, cellular component: nuclear pore. Gene Ontology annotation, molecular function: structural constituent of nuclear pore. The record is from RefSeq and is a predicted model, not a curated record. Lineage: Eukaryota; Metazoa; Chordata; Lepidosauria; Squamata; Anguidae.